This is a messenger RNA of Glycine soja, 1991 nucleotides long. RefSeq names its product GPI mannosyltransferase 2. The record is from RefSeq and is a predicted model, not a curated record. Gene Ontology annotation, biological process: GPI anchor biosynthetic process. Gene Ontology annotation, molecular function: GPI mannosyltransferase activity; alpha-1,6-mannosyltransferase activity. Bases 56 to 1552 code for a protein of 498 amino acids. Lineage: Eukaryota; Viridiplantae; Streptophyta; Magnoliopsida; Fabales; Fabaceae. The transcript has 6 exons. Gene Ontology annotation, cellular component: endoplasmic reticulum membrane; mannosyltransferase complex.
GAAAUACAUAUUGGAGUGGACGCCCUGCAGUUAGCAGGGCUCAUUUCAUUCCAAAAUGGUGGAAACAUUACCACACCAUACUCCUCCUCCUCCUAACCAUCACCAAGUCUUGGUUCUAAAAUCUGCAAUAUGUUCGAGACUCCUCCUCGUAACCCUAAUCAUCCUCUUCCGAACCCUCGUUUCCCCCUACGACACAUCCGCAUCCUUAAACCCUCCAUGCCUCUCCACCCCCAACCCCAACUCCACCACCCACCCUUCCCCCCUCGAAAACGGCGUCGUUUGGGACUCCGUCUACUUCCUCCGCAUCGCCCAAUGCGGCUACGAGUACGAACAAACCUUCGCCUUCUUACCCCUCCUUCCUCUCUCUCUCUCCCUCUCUUCUCACACCCUCUUCGCCUUUCUCUCUCCCUUUCUAAACCAAAGGCCCCUCCUCGCUCUCUCCGCUUACGUCAUCAACAACAUGGCUUUCGUUCUCGCCGCUCUCUACUUCUACAAGCUCUCCCUCACCGUCUUGAAGGACCCCCAAAUAGCGCUUCGGGCCACCGUUUUCUUCUGCUUUAAUCCUGCCUCUAUAUUUUAUUCAUCCAUAUACUCGGAGAGUUUGUACGCGCUUCUGUGUUUCGGAGGAAUGUACCACUUCAUGUCUGGUGGGAACAAUUUGGCUGUUCUUUUCUUUGCGCUCUCCGGUUGUGCUAGGUCUAAUGGGGUGCUGAAUGCUGGCUAUCUCUGCUUUCAGACUAUGCAUCGCGCUUAUCAUGCUAUGUUUCAAGAAAAGCGUGUUACUUUGGCUUUGCAGAUUGUUAUUGCUGGAGCUUUACGUACUGCAUGUAUUUUUGCUCCAUUUGUAGCUUUCCAGGCUUAUGGCUACUACAAUAUGUGUGUUGGACGUUCUCCUGAUGAAAUAAGGCCAUGGUGCAAGGCAAGAAUACCAUUACUUUACAAUUACAUCCAAAGUCAUUAUUGGGGUGUAGGUUUCUUGAGAUAUUUUCAGCUGAAACAGUUGCCUAACUUUCUUCUUGCUUCCCCAAUACUGUCUCUGGCACUUUGCUCAGUUGUCCAUUAUGCUAAGUCAAGGCCUCAAAACUUUCUCUCACUGGGUUUUUUAGCUCCUAUGGAAGAAAAGAGCUGUGGAGUUGUGUUUUUAUUAGAUGAACUCUCAAGGUCCAAAGAAGCCCGAAGUGUGAAGAAAUCCUCUGUUAGGGUAGAAGCAGAACAUUCCAAUCUUAGGAGAAGAAAGAAUGUGAGCAAGGGAGAUGCUGCUAAUGUUCACCUAGAAUCUGAGCCAGCAGCAAUUUGGCCAGGAUACUUGUCUGCUUCUGUUCUUCCAUUUGUGUUACACUUGGGAUUCAUGGCAUGCACUGCUUUCUUCAUCAUGCAUGUACAGGUUUCAACUCGUUUCUUGUCUGCCAGCCCUCCACUUUAUUGGUUUGCUUCAUAUAUAAUGGCAUAUCCUGGAAAAUACUCUAGAUGGGGAUACGUGAUGUGGGCAUACUCUAUAGCAUAUAUUUUUCUUGGCAGUUUGCUGUUUUCAAACUUCUAUCCUUUUACUUAACGAGAAGAAAGGUAGAUGGUUCUUGAAAGCUGUUGGUCUUCUUAUUCCAUGCAAUGCACAAAGGCAUAACUAUCCACCCUGAAGCGUUGCUGCUGAAUUUCAGAUUUCUGCUGGUUGCUGUUUGAUCUUUACACGCCUGAGUAGUGGAGAAAAUGCCCCCUUCCCUCCCUCAAAUUAGCAAUUUUUUUUUACGUUGGUCAACCGGGAUUCUUAUCAUCUAGAUGAGUAAACUAAUAGAAAUCCUUUUCCUUUGUUGUAAUUUUCAUUUUUGUCUAUUAUUUUUCUUUCUGUUCGAUGGCUUUAGUUGAAGUUCAAGACCACUUUGUUUCCAAUGAGUGCCAAAGUGAAUCGGACUCUAGGAAAAGACAAAUAAUCCCCCUAGAGUACCUUUUCCAUAUUUGAAUUUAUCUAGUUUCAAAUUAUCAUCUAUCUCUAUAGA